UGGAUGAGCCACCCUUGGCGUCGUGCCUUGUGCGUGUGACUCAGAUGGAUUCUGCUUGCUGAAAGAUUCCUGCAAGUCCUCAGAGUUGUCCAACCUGCCUGGGAUCAGUGCUGGAAGCCGUGAGAAACACACUGAAAGCGAGUUCUACAUCCUUGUUGUCCCUGUGCAGGAUGGAGACUCGGGAGUCACUCUCACUUCUUGCCCUUGCUGUGCUGUGGGGUUGAAUCCAGGAUGGCUGCUCUGUGCAGGGAGGUCCCCAAGGACCUUUUGUAUAAUGGGACUGCAUAAGAAUUAUUCAGGGAAUAAAAUGAACUGGUUGAGACCCCACCAUCAAGAAGCCCAAGGCACAGAAGAAUCAACGCGACGCUGCUGGAUCCAUGGAGAUAAACAUGACUACUCAUCGAUUGCCUGAGCUGCCUCCCGAGCUGGGGCAGAGACCCACAGGACACAGGAAAGCCUACUGCUGUUUAAAACUACAGGAUUCUGAGAUCUGGCAGCCUCUGUGCAAAAGGCAGCAUGUGUUUAAGCAAUGUGUGAAAGACAAGGAAAUUAAAGCGAUUCUUGAUGGUAGCUCCUGUCAGUGCAGCCAGAUGAACUCCUCCCCUUCAUGGCCUUCCAGGGAAAUAUUGAAAUCUUAAACCUGGAUAUGAAGCCUGGGAACAUCCUGAAGGUGAAGGGCAAAAUACCUGUUGAUACUGUUGGCUUCAGCAUCAACCUUGGCUGCAACUCCAGAGAUCUGGCACUUCACUUCAAUCCCCGCUUCAAUGAGUCUGUCAUCGUGUGUAACUCCAAGUGCUCCGAUUGCUGGCAGACGGAGCAUCGUGACCACCACCUCUCUUUCUACAGGGGCUCCACUGUCAAGUUCUUCAUUGAAAUGCUGUCAGACAAAUUCCGUGUGAAACUGCCGGAUGGUCAUGAAGUGUACUUCCCCAACCGGCACGGCUACCGCAAGAUCAACUACGUAAGCAUCCACGGGGGCUUAAAGAUGGUCUCCUUCAGGCUGAGCUGAUGGGCACCACUUCCUAGCUCUAAUAAAAAACCAAGCCAGUGGAA
This is a messenger RNA of Ficedula albicollis (Collared flycatcher), 1053 nucleotides long. RefSeq names its product lectin, galactoside binding soluble 2 (gene LGALS2). Bases 608 to 1009 code for a protein of 133 amino acids. Gene Ontology annotation, molecular function: carbohydrate binding. Lineage: Eukaryota; Metazoa; Chordata; Aves; Passeriformes; Muscicapidae. The transcript has 6 exons. The record is from RefSeq and is a predicted model, not a curated record.